AUGGCCAACACCAAUUUCGCUGUCGACUGGGCAGUGGCACAAGGUGCGAAUGCCAUUGAAUGUGACAUUCAUUUUGAUGGUAGUGGGAAGACUUCUCUUAUUGGACAUGGUCCACAUUGUGACUGUGGUUGCGCUACGGGAAAUGAUCACAUUUGUUUUCCUCUUCAAAAUCAGUGUUGGGGUGUCAAAGCUACUGCAAAUCCUGCGACCUACAUGCAAAACAUCGCACGCCAUUCUGAUAUUGCUCUUUACUUUGUGGACUCCAAAGUUUCUUCUAGCAUGGGACAAACCCUCGUUAAAGCAGGAAGAGAUAUCAUUUCCUUCAUGGACAAAAACUUGUUUGGUUAUGGCUACAAGGGAAAGGUUGUCAUCUCAUCAGCCUCAUUCGGUACGUUUGCUUAUGUUCAAGCAGCAGCAAUAGCAGCAAAAGCAUCACGAAAUGCGCAUCGUUAUUUCUUCACGGUAGACCAAGAAGGAAAUAACUAUGAGGGCGUGAUGAAUAAGUUAUGCCCAUAUACAAAUAAUAAAGUUUACGGUACAGGCACUGGCUCAUGUGGUACAGUAUCGACUUAUUACAAUGGUAUUAAAGCUGCCGUGGUGGGAAAACGGCAUGAUGUGGUUCAGACGAUUGAACCGAAAUCAGGUCCUUGGGGUGAAUUUACGAAUACGGUUUAUUGUGAGACGAAUACAUGGGCAAUUGGUUUUCGACAACGUGUAGAAAAACCAUGUGAUAAAUGUGAUGAUACUGCUUUGAAUGCAUUGGAAUUAUUGUGUGGAAAAAAAGAUGGAACUUCUGUUAAAUCAAUUAAAGCACAUGAUGGUUUUUGGGGCGAUUGGAGUGAAGUCGUUCGUUGUCCUGGAGACAAAAACUUUUUGAAAGGUGUCUCAUUCAAAAUCGAACCACCUCAAGAAUUAGGUGAUGAUACAGCUGCAAAUGACUGUCGAUUUGCAUGCUCUCGCUCAUCGAAUAUUUUCGCAUCAAAUGGAGAUCCAUGGGGUGAUUGGCAAGAGAUGAAAUAUUGUCCUCCAUCAACAGCUAUCUGUGGGUUUUCACUAAAAUUAGAAAAUAUGCAAGACAAGGAAGAUGAUACAGCGGCAAAUGGAGCGAAAUUCGAAUGUUGUAGUUUAUGA
This is a messenger RNA of Rotaria sp. Silwood2, 1131 nucleotides long. The record is from the annotation of a GenBank genome assembly. NCBI's taxonomy places the organism in Eukaryota, Metazoa, Rotifera, Eurotatoria, Philodinida, Philodinidae.